AUGCAGGGCACCGAACGUUCUGAUACCAGUUCGUUAUCCGAGGGUACCGCCAGUACUUCCACAAGCGAAAUGCACACGCCACCACCUUCACCAAGAUUGUCAUACUCAAACCAGCUGCCUUUAUCACCUCCUCGCCACAUUCUGAGCAGACUCACACCUGUUGGAAGGAAAGCGGAUCCACCAACUGUGUCUCUGGAUCUUUCAACCCACAGUCUACGCAGGAAGAAGAUUAUACAGGAAAAAGUCCAGCGCAUCUCUCAAUAUUCAAAGGAAGUUGACGAGAAGGCUUCCAAGGCUCAAGCAUUGAAGAAUGAGCUAAGACAAAACGCUAGAAGAAGGUUCGGAGAGAAGAUGAACAGGGCCUUGGAGAAGAGGAACCAGAUUAUAGAUCGAAAGAGGAAUCUUGCCUCAAAGCUCCAGAGAAGGAGCUCUUUACACAGCAAUCUAACUGGAGUUGAGGAAAUUGUGAGCCAGAAUACGGAUCAGUGUGAGGAAGACGAUCAUUCCGAAGCCGACAGCUUUGAUGACCACAUUUUUGACGGUUUCAAUGAAAAGAUCAUCAGAAGAGCCUUAUACAAUUACAAAUCCGCAGCUUUGUUCAAGAGGUUGCGGAGAACGCAUAUCUUUGGUCGUUCUUUGGAUUUGUCAAUAGGGGUAGGAUACCAGAAAGCCUCAGAGCUGAUACAGAUCAAAUGGGUCAUAGAAGCUCUUUCUUUUAUCCUAGGCCCUUCCUUUGGCCUGGUUGACGAUAGAUUGGAGAAACAUUAUUCCAAAAUCUUCCUUUAUUCCUACCUCAUGCUUUGUGAAAACAAGGAAAAUGGCAGCAACGGAGGUCUUUCCUCAAGUACUGAUACUUCUCUUCCUACAAAUGAAAGGGAUUUCGCUUCAUAUCUUGAGGGACUCUCCAGCACCGAGGCAAAACUUUACACGAACACUUCACUCUACAGGAUCAUUCUGAAGAUGGCUUUUCAGAAUAGUGAAGAUGCUUUGAAAAGGUUUAGAUCGUUGUUAUUUGCACCGUUAAAUGUCUCGCUAAAUUCAAAGAGCGCAGAGAGAAUCUCGUUCUCUCUCUCUUGGUUGAAAUUCACCCACUGUUUCGACUCCUAUCUACUUCUACAUCGCCAGAGAAGCCGCAUCCUACUUUUAAGUGUGGUAAACGUUCUACAGAGGGAAAUAAACUUCUUGAAAUUUUCCUCUGAAGAAGGCAUGCAGACGAAUGACGAGUAUGAGAAGGCAAUUUGUUCAUUUGAAGUCAAGGUCACCCAAACGAAACGAACGAUAGCGAUGCUUGAUGCAGAAAAUAAGAAGCUGAAUCACCAAAAGGCUAUUUUAAUGGAGUUCAAGAGAAGUAUAGUCAUUUCCGAUGAUAAUCCACUAUUAUACUCUUCUUUGAGCAACCCUGUUUCGUCUCUUGCUGAAGUGGCAGGUGGAAAACUCACCUCUUUAGUUGACGAUCCUUCCAACGCCCUGAAGGUCUCUUCAUGGUCUGCUUACAUGUCUCCUCCGGGUCUGUCCAUGACAAAAUGGAGACAAUAUCUUAUGAGGAUUAUCUUGCAAGCUAAGGGACCUGGCCCGAACAACUUUAUCAUGCGUUCGGGAAGAAACCAAUACUCACAGGAGAAAAAUCACGAUGAAAGCGUUGAUAUAGAUGUGGUGAGAUCCUUAUGCGGUCUCAAAUCAUAUAAAGAGGCAUGCAGUGAAGUUUUGCGUCAUCUAGAAUAUCUGGAUGAAGUUGAAGAGAUGAUGGAGACUGUUUUUGAUCUCACAAAGCAACUCAUACUGUCAUUGGGAGUUGUUAUAGAGGUUGAAGAUGGCGAUACCUCUAAGCUAUUGGUAGAUUACUCUUAUCGACAAUACAGGAGCUCCAUAUUGAGGCUCUGCAAAACCAAAGAGCUGAAAAAUGAUUUUUACUCCGGGGCUUUAAACAUCAAUGACUAUUUCGCUCUCGUUUCGAAAUUUGUUCUGGAGGAAGCCUCUUUCAAUGGAAACUGCUUUGAUGAGUUAAUGGUGUUUUUGAAGCAGGGAGAUACCAAAUCGAAAGCUUUCUACCAAGAAUACGUGAGAUUGGUGACAGAAUGUGUCAUAUAUGGAAUCAAUCAUUGGUGUUCAAGUUUCUUCAAAAUGAUCAAAAUGGAUCUGAUAAAAUUCGAAACGAACUGUUUUGUUCAAGAAUUUCCAUCCACAGAUCUCACAAAGCCUCGCUUCAACUUGCUGCAUUCUUUUAUUUCCACGAAUUAUGUCCCCGCCAACGAUCUUCUCAAGCGUACUGGGCUACUCCAGGAGGGAGAUGAACUCAAGAACACAGGGAUUGAUGUCUUCUUGGCCGGGUUCAUUGAACUUGUUACUUCCGACAUGACACUGAAAGAGAACAUGAAUAGUCUUCCAGAGACAUUCGCACUUUUGACGCCCGAAAUACGUUCUUUAUGCGUCAAAUACAAGGCGUUCCUCUACACUAACUUGGUUUGUAUGUUGGUAAUGCAGUAUUUCCAGAACUGUGAGUUCAAGCUGGAGUCGUAUGCUCAAUAUUGUGUGUCCCCUCGAAUGAACUCUUUACAGGCACUGUUCGACCAAUCUCUGCUGAUUAGCCAAAUUCAUCACUAUUUUGAAAAAAGCUUCGAAAGUGAAAACUAUGCCGGUUUGCCAGAAUCCAAGCAGGAGAUACUGAACAUAAUCAGAAGGAACGCCAGAGAUAGACUCGGGGGGACUUGGGGUCAACUAUUUCCUGAACUGAGGUUUGAGAAAGAUAUCGAAUUUUCCAUUCAUGAAAUUGUGGAAAAAAAUGUGGAUAAAGACAUAAUUCAGGGUCUCAUUAACAAAAUCGAGGCUCCACCAUCGAUGCAACGCAAGUCACUGAAGGGAAUCUUAGCUGAGGGAGUCAAAGCCUUCUUAAUCUCGAAGAAAGUCGACUAUCCCCAAAAUGCUGAAGGCCUAGAAUAUACGGAUAUACAAAAGCUAAAGCAGCUAACCCGUUCGAGUUUGAGAUUGUUUCUGCAAGACCAUCCUACUUUAAGAGCUGCCCUUGAGGCGAUAUCGGAGGAAGCAUACAGCAUCUUCAAUUGCAGUUUCACGGUUUAUGGGAAAUACUAUUCAACGACAUUGGACUCCUAUAUAACGGAGCUGGUUUAA
Kuraishia capsulata CBS 1993 is the source of this 3126-nucleotide messenger RNA. RefSeq lists its product as uncharacterized. NCBI's taxonomy places the organism in Eukaryota, Fungi, Ascomycota, Pichiomycetes, Pichiales, Pichiaceae. The transcript has a single exon. The record is from RefSeq and is a predicted model, not a curated record. Bases 1 to 3126 code for a protein of 1041 amino acids.